GUGGCAGGUGACCAGUUGGACCCCUAAUCUCACUACAAGAAAGAGACUCUGAUGACCGUCACUGACCCCUGUAGCAUGCCGGAUGUCAUCAAGUGUGGAAACACAGUUCCUCAACGUAGAAUUCACCCAAGAGGAAUACCUACAGCAUGGCAGGAGAUUUUAUGUGUGCAUCCACGCUGAUGAGAAGGAAAUGCCGUUCGAGAAGUGGACGUCCAACCUGACUGAAGUGAACGCUUGUAGUAACGGCAUCACAGUUGACCUCACGCCACCAACACCGGGGACAGUGAACGUCGACGGACUAACAGACGGAUAUUUUCAGAUUAGCAAAACAUAUGUUGCCAUGAAAUGGACAGACUUCACUGAUGUCGAAGAAGAGGGACAUACGCCCCAUCAGCUUGGAAUCUCACAUUAUGAGGUUGCUCUGGGAUCUGUCCCUGGUGGACAAGAUGUGGUCAAGUUCACUAACGUUGGAUCUGUCGACCAUUACACACUCCACAGUCUUCAUCUACAUAGUGGAAAUACAUACUAUGUCUCAGUGAAAGCUACGGAUUUUGUCAACAUGACAACAGCGGCUGUGUCAAAAGGUUUCCUUGUGGACUCCACAGCUCCAGUAUUGACUGGCCAGCUCGUACAGCUAGAGGGACGCUACAUCACAUCACGUGUGGUGCAUGUCUGCUGGACCAACGUGUUCUUAGACGAGGAAAGCGGACUAAAGGAAUACAUGGUUUCCAUGGGUACCAGACCUGCGUACGCUGACGUGUCAGAGAACGUGAUCACUGACCAGGAUUGCUUGGACUUUGACACACUGAACAAUGUUGUGGAUGGACAUUCAUAUUAUUUUUCUCUGAAGGCGUUCAACGGUGCAGGUCUGUACACUCUCUCUUCAUCACGACUUCUGACAGUGGACACCACGCCUCCAUCUACUGGCCACGUCUAUGACGGAGUACAGUCAGCUGCCUCAAAUGAUGACAAAGACAAGGACUAUAUCACCAGUGCCUCAGAGAUGGCAGCCUACUGGGAAGGCUUCGACGAUCCUCAUUCAAAUAUCGCCAUGUACAAGGUCAAGGUCGGGACCUGUGCAGGAUGUGACGACAAACUGGAAGAGAUAGAGUUUGGAAACACAAAAAAACAUCAGCCUCCAGCACAUCCUGCUCUCCCCUGGAGUGAAGUACUUCACCACAGUGACAGCCUGUAG
Molecule: messenger RNA, 1195 nt
Organism: Haliotis rubra (blacklip abalone)
Lineage: Eukaryota; Metazoa; Mollusca; Gastropoda; Lepetellida; Haliotidae
Exons: 8
Coding region: 83-1195 (370 amino acids)
Molecular function (GO): protein binding
Source: RefSeq, a predicted model, not a curated record